Molecule: messenger RNA, 1677 nt
Organism: Alternaria rosae
Lineage: Eukaryota; Fungi; Ascomycota; Dothideomycetes; Pleosporales; Pleosporaceae
Product: PCI domain-containing protein
Exons: 2
Coding region: 101-1372 (423 amino acids)
Biological process (GO): ubiquitin-dependent protein catabolic process
Cellular component (GO): proteasome regulatory particle, lid subcomplex
Molecular function (GO): structural molecule activity; protein binding
Source: RefSeq, a predicted model, not a curated record
CAGUCCAUCUCCGCCACCCCAUCGCCUGCUCCACUUCACGACUCGUGUACCCAAAUCACCUUAAAUCACAGCUUAUACCCUCACAACCUGCCCACCCACCAUGGCUGUCCCGGAAACGAGCUCGCGGAUAGCGGAGGCGCAGAAGCUGGCCAAGUCGGAUCCCUCCAAGGCCGAGCAGAUCUUCAAAGACGUCCUGUCGCAAGACCCAGGCUCGAAUGAGACGGCCAUCAAGAACUAUGAGAGCGCUCUAAUCGGGCUCGGUGAGCUCUACCGCGACCAGAAGCGGGUGGACGCGCUGGCGGAGCUCGUGAAGCAGGCGCGGUCGAUAAUGUCGUCCUUUGCGAAGGCGAAGACAUCCAAGCUGGUCCGACAACUACUCGACCUAUUUACCGCUAUCCCCAACACCGCCGAUAUCCAGAUCGAUGUCACCAAGUCGUGCAUAGAGUGGGCUGUAUCAGAGCGGAGAGGUUUCCUUCGACAGAAUCUAGAAACCCGACUCGUAUCCCUGUACAUGCAGAAGCAAUCCUACUACGAAGCCCUCACACUCAUCAACAGCCUACUGAAGGAGUUGAAGCGCUUGGACGACAAGUUGGUCUUGGUCGAGGUUCAGCUGCUCGAAUCAAGGGUCUACCACGCAUUGGGCAACAUACCAAAGGGUCGCGCUGCCCUCACGUCCGCACGAACAUCGGCUGCUUCGGUCUACACUCCGCCUCUACUGCAGGCUGGUCUCGAUAUGCAGAGUGGCAUGCUGCACGCAGAGGACGGCGACUUCAACACCUCCUUCUCCUACUUCAUCGAAGCCAUGGAGGGAUACCACUCACAGGACGAAGAGCAGAAGGCCACUUCGGCACUCCAGUACAUGUUGCUCUGCAAGAUCAUGCUCAACCUCGGAGACGACGUCACCUCGCUCAUGACCUCCAAGCACGCUGUCAAGUACGCAGGCAAGCGAUUAGAAGCCAUGAAGGCGGUAGCGAGAGCACACACCAACCGCAGUCUCGAAGAGUACGAAACCGCCCUGACCGACUACCGCCAGCAGCUAGGCAGCGACCGAUUCAUCACCUCCCACCUCCGACGCCUAUACGACAACAUGCUGGAGCAGAACCUGAUCAAGGUCAUCGAGCCUUUCAGCAGGGUAGAGAUUGACCACGUCGCCAAGAUGGUCGGUCUCGACACGAUACAGGUUGAGCGCAAGCUCUCGCAGAUGAUUCUCGACAAGGUCAUCAUCGGAGUUCUGGAUCAGGGUGCCGGUUGUCUCAUCGUAUACGACGAGUCGGAGCGAGACCAGGGCUACGACGCGGCAUUGAGUACUCUCGAGAAGCUGAGCAACGUGGUUGAUGUACUUUACACCAACCAAGCCUCUCUGUUGGAGUAAGAUGUAGAAGUGGGAACUUUGACAGCUCCCGAAGCUAUGUACAACAAAACCAUAGAUGGUUAGGUAUGCCACACGUCCAAUGCGACUAGCUAAUAACGAUGACAUAUGAUAUGGCAAACCUUCCGGGGCAAUUGUGCGCGCAGAAGUGGUGUUAACCUCGGUCUGCCCAAGCACAGCAGCAUAACAACGCGUAGCACUUGUAUUUUCAACCGGCUAUACAUCGGCAAACCACCAUGUCACCCUUGCUUCUUUUUCUCGAAUAAAUUGUUGUGUACUAUCCGGCAUGGGAAUGGCAGCCUUACCGA